AUGAANGGCCCUGUGAGUAUUGUGAGGCCCUCGGACUCGGUGACUCGCGAGGACAGCAUACUCGCCAACCAGGCCUUACUCACCACCAAGGCGCGACUUAACUCGAGCCUGAAAAUCGUGCGGCAAGCCUUACUCACCCUGAAUCACCGCUACCUCGAGAGCAGGCGGUCACCCAACGCCUGGCAGCGCUACAGGAUGCUUAAGGAGAUGAUUAAGGACAUGGUGCGUCUGGAGACCGAAAACUGUCAACUUUUGGACGCGCCUAAGCAGCGGAAGGACGAAACCGUCAACGCCUUCGUCAUGAGAGUGUGCCAUGUGGUGGAGCGGGGAGAGAGGGCUCGUGAGCUCACCGCUAGCCUCGCCCACUCCGAGCGACCACAGCGCCAAACUGAGGAGGAGGAGCGACGCCGCGCCAACGCCCAGCGCCUAUACGCGAUGACGACAGGCGGGAUACUGGAGGAGAACCAUGAGCUGAUCACGGAGGUGUACCGGUCCCUGCGGCGGUAUCACUCCAUGCGCACCUUGGUACGCGAGCUCAAGGUGGAGUACGCGGAGAGCAAAGUGUACCCGUUCCUGCCGCGGUACUUCAUGCUCAAGGAGAUGAUCAGGGACGUGCUCAACGACCCCGCCUUCCUGGAGGUGUCCCAUGACAACCACAGCCUCCUGCUGCCACAGGUCUCUGCUACCAUCACCGGUGCCAUCGUCGGCUGUGCCGGUGGCAGCAGCCGUUAACAGGCGCCAUCUUUGUCUGUGACGGUGGCAGCAGUCG
Messenger RNA from Hyalella azteca, 769 nucleotides. RefSeq lists its product as uncharacterized. Bases 1 to 732 code for a protein of 243 amino acids. The transcript has 6 exons. Lineage: Eukaryota; Metazoa; Arthropoda; Malacostraca; Amphipoda; Hyalellidae. The record is from RefSeq and is a predicted model, not a curated record.